Molecule: messenger RNA, 963 nt
Organism: Daucus carota subsp. sativus
Lineage: Eukaryota; Viridiplantae; Streptophyta; Magnoliopsida; Apiales; Apiaceae
Product: cytochrome b5
Exons: 4
Coding region: 154-558 (134 amino acids)
Cellular component (GO): membrane; intracellular membrane-bounded organelle
Molecular function (GO): heme binding
Source: RefSeq, a predicted model, not a curated record
CGUUUGUAAAAUGUAGACAACAAGUGCUAUAAAGCCUCUUUGAGAUUACGUUAUUGCUGCUCUCUCUCUCUGAAAGAAACUUUUGGGCAGAGAGAAAUAUAAAUCUCUUUUGUUUCAGAGAGAAAUAUAAAUCUCUUUUUAGCAACUGAAAAAAUGGCUUCGGAUCCCAAGACCCACAAGUUUGAGGACGUGGCUAUCCACAACAAAACUAAGGAUUGCUGGCUUAUCAUUGCUGGAAAGGUGUAUGAUGUCACGCCAUUCAUGGAUGAUCACCCUGGAGGUGAUGAGGUCCUUCUAGCAGCAACAGGGAAAGACGCAACAGAUGAUUUCGAAGACACUGGUCACAGUGAUAAUGCUAGAGAGAUGAUGGACAAGUACUACAUUGGCGAGAUAGACCCCUCAACUGUUCCCCAGAAACGCACUUAUGUUGCACCGCAGCAAGCUCACUACAAUCCUGACAAGACCCAGGAGUUUGUGAUCAAGAUUUUACAGUUUCUUGUCCCUAUCUUGAUCUUGGGUUUAGCAUUUGCAGUUCGACAAUACACCAAAGAGAAAUAGGCGGUUGUAAGUUAUGUCCAGGAUCAGAUGGUUGCACUGAGCUUCCAAAUUCAGAAGUUAUAACAGUUACUUUUAAUAGUGUUUAUGUCCGCUGAACUUGAACAUGAGUUCAUAAUUUGAUCCCUAGUGUCAGUUCUGAUUCUUGGAUGUCUUAUUGUAUCACCGAAGACUAAAGUUGUGUUCUGUUAUGUGACAAUCGGCAGAGUAUUGUGGCAUUUCUCGGGGACCUAUUUGCCCUCGUUGAAAUGUUACUUUACGUCUUUUUAUCAAUCCUUUUUCCUAGUUGUGGUAAACAUUUCAUUUCGUCCAUUGUUAACUAGUUCAGAAGCAUAAUGCUCUGAUCUUCUGAUGUGGUUUAAGCUGCAUUGAACAUCAAUAAUAUAGUAAUUUUGUUAUUUUUUUUUC